Molecule: messenger RNA, 3136 nt
Organism: Gasterosteus aculeatus aculeatus (three-spined stickleback)
Lineage: Eukaryota; Metazoa; Chordata; Actinopteri; Perciformes; Gasterosteidae
Source: RefSeq, a predicted model, not a curated record
AGAUGUGAUUUUUGGUGGUUCUCGGUGGACUCUUCGCCCUCCUGACCAAUGUUCUCUCAGCAGCAGGUGAUAGCGUGUGUUUUCUUCCUGAUGGUGACCAAACAGUGCCGUGCAAACUACUGUUUUCACUGUUGCUCUUGUCUAUUAAAUUAGACAAUAAAGUUGAAUCUAAUCUAAUCUGCUCUUGGGACCUGCAGCUGUUUUGAAAUGGCUCCAAGUCACUUUCCAGACUUGUUCAAGUCAAUGAUUCGCUCUUUCAGAUCCACGCUGGGCUCCUUUGACUUUCCCAUUGUAGCGUUUGUAUCCAAUGAGCUUCAUUUAAAUGGCCUCAGAGAAGCUGUAGUCACUCAUAAUCACUCACAAGACGGUAAGAGGCCAUAAGGCUCAUUUCAUUGACACAACUUUCUCACCAAUAUUGCUAAUUCAUGUUGCUGUAUGUAUAUUUUUGACCCAGCAGAUUUGAUCACUUUUUCUGUUAACGCAUAAUAAAGUCAAACAAGAACCAAACUUCAUGAAUGUUUUUUGCGACAAAGAAGUAUGUGUUCCAAACAAAAAUCAGACUUGUAGAAAUAACUGGAAACCCAAGAGAGCCACAACACUGCGUUCUUUACCACAACUGUGUCAUCGUGUUGGUAUCAGCUGGGGAGGUUCUGUCGCAGGACGCGGGUCAGCUCGUGUUAGUGUUUGUCGCGUGAAGAUGACGUCCCAGGCCCGUGGCUAUUUCACACGCUUCGGUUAAAGUCAGUCCCGAGUUGAAGAAAUCAGACCUGUCGUUAUUAGGCAUAAAAAUAACAAUGUAGAAAAAAACACGGUGCCAUAUUACGAAAUGUCCUCCAACCCAAUAUUGAUUACACGCAUUCAACAUUUUAAAAGUUGGUUUUCAAGCUGAAAUCAAACGCCGCUGUUUAAGAAAUCGCUAUUUUCCCACCGACAGUGAAGGCCACUCUGUCCAAUCGUUGGGCACCAAAAAUCAUUUUAAACCUAAAAAGCGCCAUUUUCCCCCCUUCGAGUAGCCCGCUGCGACUUUACUAUCGUCAAGAAACGUUUUUUCAUGGACAACAUGGACGAAUUAUUGAAUACAGGGCUCACUAUGAAUGCCUCUAAGUUCAAAAGCUCACUGGAACGAAUCAUAGACAAGUAUUCAAAGCUUCACUCCCAAGAUGGGGCUCUGGAAGUCGACCUGGACCACACCAAUUGCCGCACGUUACAACAAUACAUCCAGCGGUCUAAAGCAGAGAUCACCCAGCUGGAGUCAAAGAGCCUGACAGACUUAAGCGAGGAAUCGAUGACGGGCACGUAUCCAAGACCGAACACAACAGCAGCAACUCACCAUUUGGACGUCUUGCAUGAAGAUGGCGGCGCUGACGAGACUCGGUUGCCUCUGGAGGACAACGGUUGGUCUCCCAGCGACUUGACUGGUCUGACCACGAGCUCGCUGGAGGAGAACCAGAGGAGCGUUUCUGAGACGGAUGUUCAGCCCGAGGACGGAGACCAGGAGCUGGAAAUGAGCCUGAGGAGUCACGGCGGCUCUCUGGUGGAGCUCUACCCCGGCAUGAUCAGCCGAAUAGGAAAGGCGUGGCGGCGAAAGCACGUCUUCGAGGCCGCCGACACGGUGCUGAGGCGCUACGGCAGGUGGAGGCGGCACGCGGGCAGAAGCAGUCUCGGCAGCACCUUCAUCGUCCCGAUGAGACACAACGGCCGGAAUCCAGAACGCGAAGCAAGCCGCACGCCGUCAGGGGAGAGCCGAGGGCAGUGUGUGGGGACAGAGACCACCCGCCGGCCCCCCGUGAGGACGGUAAACGCGUCUCCUCGGGGGACGCGACAGGAGCACCACCAGCCGGUCCUCGUCAUGGACUUUUCUGGACCUUCUGAGGCCUUCGAGCCACCAGAGAGCUCGCUGAACGAGACCUUCACGGUGUCCCAAGCUUUCGGGCCAGGGGAGCCGCCCUCUUUAGGGACAGGGGAACCGCCCACUUUCCGGCUGGGGGAACCGCCCUCUUUCCGGCUGGGCGAGCCGCCGUCUUUAGGGCCAGGAGAACCGCCCACUUUCCGUCUGGGAGAACCGCCCACUUUCCGGCUGGGGGAACCUCCCUCUUUCCGGCUGGGGGAACCGCCCUCGGCGUGCACGUUCAGUCCCUCGCGGUCCUGCCGUCCCGCUGCCAAGGCUCCCACAGACACGCCUUCCAGGUCCAGGAGGCCGUCGCUCAACGCGCCCUCGCUGCAGGCGGACGUCUGCUCCGCGUACGCAAGCGAAACCGCCGAGGAAAGCUCAGACUUCUACGGCUCUCCGGUCCGGCGGGGUCCUGCGUGGGCGGGGCCCGGCCUCGGCAGGUCUCCUCGCGGCUUCUCCAGGAGCCCCAAAACGUACCCCGGGGAAAGCCUUCCCAGAGCCUCUCCGGGGAGAUCGAUCUCCACCCCUCCGCGGAAGACGCUCCGCCCUCGAGACGUGCAUCCCUGGCUCCACCCACAGGCAGCGCCGGCGGCAGGCCGCCUUUCCUUUGACUCCUCCCUGCGGUCCGUCCGCGUCUCCUACUCGCCGAAGAAGCUCGACGAGGACUUCCUGAAGCUCUACCACAAGUUCGUGUGCCAGAGCCGGUCGGCGUCCUUCAGCGGGCUCCCCUGCCGCUUCUGUGCCAGAAGCUCCGAGGCCGGCCGGGCUCCUCCUCCCUCGUCCUCGGCCCUGGCGGCUCUCGCCCUGUCGCCCCACCGCUCCCUCCUGAGGAAACGCCACAGGGAGCUGGACCGGGACGCACACCCCCUGUCCAAGCGCUACCGGGACGAGCACUGCCCGUCCUCCCCGGGCUCCAAGCGCCACGGCAGAGAGGUGCUGAGGCGCCGUCUGCUUCAACCUCAAUACGCCGCCGGGCCACAAGGCGCGUUUUCACGGACUGAGCGGGUGGCGGCGGUCAGCGGGCGCACAUCAGGAGGCCUGAAUGAGUCGGAGCGGAUCCGCCUGCCGUCGUAAGCUCCUGAUGUCACCUUGAGUUCUUUGAAUUUAAACAGAAAAGUACCUAAAACACCAGAGGAGAGAAGGAAAAGCUAACGAAUGUCAGUGAGAAGCUUCUUCGUGGUCGAUGUUCACUUUCUCAGUAGAUUUCUUAUCUGUUGCUUGUAAUAAAAAUGUCUGGAAAAUAAA